UCCGCCGCCGCCUGCUCCGGCCGGACCGGGUCAGAGCCGGAGCAUGGAACCUGGGGAGCCCCGGGAGCCCCGCGAGCCCGGGCCGGGAGCAGAGACCGCCGCGGCCCCGCGCUGGAAGGAAGCCAAGAGUUUCUACGAUAACCUUACGCCCAAGAAGAAACCCAAAUCGCCCAAGCCUCAGAAUGCAGUCACAAUUGCGGUGUCCUCCCGAGCCUUGUUCCGCAUGGACGAGGAGCAGCGAAUCUACACAGAGCAGGGCGUGGAGGAGUAUGUGCGCUACCAGCUGGAACACGAGAACGAGCCCUUCAACCCCGGGCCAGCCUUCCCCUUCGUAAAGGCUCUAGAGGCUGUGAACAGGCGGCUACGGGAGCUGUACCCUGAUAGUGAGGACCUCUUCGACAUCGUCCUCAUGACCAACAACCAUGCACAAGUGGGAGUCCGUCUCAUCAACAGUAUCAACCACUAUGACCUGUUCAUCGAGAGGUUCUGUAUGACUGGUGGGAAUAGCCCCAUCUGCUACCUCAAGGCCUAUCACACCAACCUCUACUUGUCAGCUGAUGCGGAAAAAGUUCAGGAAGCCAUCGAUGAGGGGAUUGCAGCUGCCACCAUCUUCAGCCCCAGCAAGGACAUGGCUGUGUCUCAGAGUCAACUGCGUGUGGCCUUUGAUGGGGAUGCUGUCCUCUUCUCAGAUGAGUCAGAGCGCAUUGUCAAGGCCCAUGGACUGGACCGAUUCUUUGAGCAUGAGAAGGCCCACGAGAACAAACCUUUGGCCCAGGGCCCCUUAAAGGGCUUUCUGGAAGCGCUGGGUAGGCUGCAGAAGAAGUUCUACUCCAAGGGCCUGCGGCUGGAGUGCCCGAUCCGCACCUACUUGGUGACAGCACGCAGUGCAGCCAGUUCUGGGGCCCGGGCUCUCAAGACCUUGCGCAGCUGGGGCCUGGAGACAGAUGAGGCCUUGUUCUUAGCUGGAGCACCCAAGGGCCCCCUCCUCGAGAAGAUCCGCCCACACAUCUUCUUUGAUGACCAGAUGUUCCAUGUGGCUGGGGCUCAGGAGAUGGGCACUGUGGCCGCCCAUGUGCCUUAUGGUGUGGCACAGACACCCCGGAGGCCUGCACCUACAAAGCAGGCCCCAUCUGCACAGUAGCUGAGCCACCAGCUUUUUGAUCCACUUUACUCCACCGGGCUCCCUGUCAUACUU
Messenger RNA from Galeopterus variegatus (Sunda flying lemur), 1195 nucleotides. RefSeq names its product 5'-nucleotidase, cytosolic IA (gene NT5C1A). Gene Ontology annotation, biological process: adenosine metabolic process; nucleotide metabolic process. The transcript is spliced from 6 exons. The coding region runs from base 44 to 1141 and encodes 365 amino acids. Gene Ontology annotation, cellular component: cytosol; cytoplasm. Gene Ontology annotation, molecular function: magnesium ion binding; 5'-nucleotidase activity; nucleotide binding. NCBI's taxonomy places the organism in Eukaryota, Metazoa, Chordata, Mammalia, Dermoptera, Cynocephalidae. The record is from RefSeq and is a predicted model, not a curated record.